Nicotiana tabacum (common tobacco) is the source of this 1395-nucleotide messenger RNA. Lineage: Eukaryota; Viridiplantae; Streptophyta; Magnoliopsida; Solanales; Solanaceae. The record is from RefSeq and is a predicted model, not a curated record.
AUGUAUGCCAAAUGUGAUGCCAUAGAGAGAAUAGAAUUAUGGGAUACACUGUAUGCUUUGGCUAGCGAUAUGAUAUCUCCAUGGAUUGUUAGUGGGGAUUUCAAUGUAAUUUGGGAUGAGGAGGAGAAAUUUGGUGGACUUCCAGUAGAUUUGAAUGCAUUAGAUGACUUUAGGCAUUGGUUGGAGAUCACGCACUUGUCCAAAAUUGGAUAUGACCACAACCACUUGUUAAUCAAGUGUGAUCCAGAUGUUAUUCCUGUUAACAAGCAAUUCAAAUUCCUAAACUUUUGGAUAGAUCAUGCGACUUUUCAAGAUGUAGUGAAGGAAAACUGGCAGCUUGAUUUUAGUGCUAAUCUCUUUAUCAUAUUCAAUCACAAAUUGAAGAAGUUAAAGAAGGCAUUAUUAGCAUGGAGCAAGGCUACUUAUGGAGAUAUUUUUCAGAAAAUUGCUAGCUUAGAAGAAGUGGUGAUGUUUAAAGAUGGUGAUCGCAAUAAUAGAUUCUUUCAUGUUCAAGUGAAUGGGAGGAGAAGAAGAUUGCAGUUGAAGAAGAUUCAAAAUGCAGAAGGAAACUGGAUUGAAGGCAAUGCACAAAUGGCUGAAGAAGCAGUAAGAUUCUUUACUGCUAAGUUUCGUAAAGAUAUUGUCCCUACUGCAUUUGGGAUCAUUGAUCAUGUUCCUAAUAUGGUCACUAUGGAGCAUAACCAAGAUUUGGUAAGACAACCUACAAAAGAGGAGGCCAAACACGCUGUGUUUGGGCUAAAUGGGGAAAGUGCAGGAGGACCUGAUGGCUUCAGUGGAAAGUUCUUUCAUUACUGCUGGGAGAUCAUAGGAGAUGAUGUGUAUGCUAUGGUGUUCUCAAGGGUUAUCCAUGAAAGAGUAGUCAACUUGUUACCUACACUUAUAUCAAAUGAACAUGCUAGAUUUGUUAAAGGGAGGAGUAUUGUGGAGAAUGUGCUAUUGACUCAACAAAUAAUAACUGAUAUUAGACUGAGAACAAGGGCAGGACUAAAUGUGGUGAUCAAGUUAGACAUGACCAAAGCAUAUGAUAGACUAUCUUGGCUAUUCAUGACUAAAAUGCUGAGGAAAAUGGGCUUCUAUGAGAGAUUCAUUGGGAUUGUUUAUGGCAUUGUUGCAAACAAUUGGUACUCAGUGUUGAUUAAUGGCCAGCCCUAUGGAUUUUUCAAAUCCACCAGAGGAAUUAAACAAAGUUACCCUUUGUCACCUACUCUAUUCAUUCUAGCUGCCGAGGCAUUGUCAAGGGGAUUGAAUUCACUUCACUUGAAUCUUUACUUAUGUGGGUUUGGGUUACCAAAAUGGAGUCCAAGGAUCAAUCAUCUUGCAUAUGCAGACAAUACCAUAAUUUUUCAACCUCAGAUGCAACUUCAUUACAAUUGA